UGUAGUGAGAAGCAUAUUGAUUUGCUUAGUUACUUAAUAAGAUAAUUGCACGUGUUUAUAUCAUUCUUACAUGCAUGUUAUUUAAUUUGUGGAUAGUUCAACAGGGAAUACACCAUGGAGCUGGAAGAUGCAACUAUGGCAUGUCUGCAGCUCCAAAUGUCUGAGGUGCCAGCUGAGAGAUGGGAACAUCAGAUCCAGAGUCGGAGAGGUCCCCUCACUGCACACUUAAACAAAGGGGGAAACCCUGUGCGCUUAAGUAACCUGGGAGAGUCUGAAGAGAAUUCUGGACCUGGUGUUUGUUGUCCUGACCUAGGACCUGGGAGGCAUAAGAAGUUAAGUUCCCUGUUCUGUCAUUAUUAACCUGGGUGCCUUUUUCCCCAGAAGAAUCAUAUUCUACAUUAAUCCAUUUAGAAAAGGAUUAACUUGUGUUUUGAGUCAAUAACUUCUGAGCAAACUUUGGUUGGAUGCUUAACUGCCUCAUAUAUAGUGCUGUAUCAGCUGCUGCCCCCCAGCAUUAGAUUGAACCUCUUUGUUACAUGUGCUUCCUUCUGCUUGUGUUAAGCUUCAUCUGGUUAAAAACUAGUGCGCUGUAUGUCCUUCUAUUAUUACAGCUUAUUUUUUGCACAGUCUGUGGUAUCCUUCCAUGUUUCUUGAAAGAAUUUUAAAAGUAGUGUUUUGAUUAAGAUUUCCUGCUAUUCCACAGAACAUUUUAAAAUAUUUUAAAAGUGGUUUUUAAAAGACAUAAAGUUGACAAAUUCUUGUAACUAUUAGAUUGACGUAUGUUCUGUAUUAGGUAACAUCACACAGGAUCAGGGAUUUUCUCAGUUUUACCUUCAUUUUCUCUGUAGUCAUUUAAUCCUCAGAAAGUCAGCUGUAUCUCAGAUGGUAUGAAACAAGGAACAAGGAAAACAGUGUGUUUCAAAACAUCAAACAGAAGUUAGUAGCCUGGAAAAUAUUAUAUCAUGAUGGCAGACGGGUAUAGACUGUGUUUGCUGGUGACACCUCCCUGAUACUCACUGAUCUGAGGACUGAUUUUCAUGCCUAAAAAUAAAGCAUUGGUUUUCCACAAUUGUGCAACUGCAAGGGCUCUCUUUUAUUUUCUUUUUUCUUUUAUUUUUUUCUUUUCUUUUUUUUUCUUCUUUUUAGAGAUCACCAAGUAGUGUUUAAUUGUUGUUUACAGUAGAGAAUGCAGAAACCUGUUGAGUCUUGGAGAGAAUUUUCUCCCCGAGGAGAUCUGUGGUGUUUAUCUUCUGUUAGCUGAAAGCAUAUCACAGAGAAGGUUGCAGCUUUAUAGCCAAGAUUUUCAAAAGUAAUUCUCAUAUUGCUUGUAGAUACUUAACUUGGAAGUCCUUAAAAAUUAUGCUUGGUGUUACUUUGCUGUUUCACUGUGUUGCCAUAUAAGAUCAGGAAAAUAAGAUCACUUUUCUGGGCUGCUGUUUCAUAUUCUGUCUUGUCCAUUUGGAUUACAUGGAAGGGUCUCUCUUUUGCUAUUUGUGUAACGAUGCAUAAUUGUAACUGCAACCAACAAUUGGGGUGUCACAAUCAAGACAGUAAGCAACAACUCGUAGUGGAUCUGGAUACUGUUUUUGUUGUGGUGGGUUUUAUUUUCAUUUUGGUUUGGUUUUCUUUGGUUUUGGUUUUUGUUGUUUUCUUUGGUGGGUUUUGUUUUGCUGUUGUUGUUUGUUUGUUUGUUUAUUGCAUUUAAGAACCAACGGAAUUAGAGCUUUUACCUCUCUGACUGUUUAGGACUUUGUUGACAAGUGACCAGAUGACAGUUAAAUGGUUAUUCCCCUACUAACAUGAUACUGAAUUGGGAAGAUACUAGAAUGGUCACAGUCAUUUUAAGAAGCAUUAUUUAAGAAACAUCAGCCUAAAAAUAGAGAGAAAUUGAAAUUCUGCUCCCAACUGACAUAAUUUUACAACCAAUAGUAUUUCACACAGUUACAUGCUACUGAGUCUGGUAAUUUCUCAUUGAUUAAAUGCAGAUCUUCUGAAAAGACACCUGGUGUGUAUUAUGAAAUUUAAAAAUAGUUAAUCCCUGCCCUGUGUUUGUUCAUUAUCCUUCAAGUUCCGUCAUAAGCAAUAGUGCAGGUUUUACAGCUGAUUUAAUAAUACAAAGAAUGUAUACAAUAUGAAUGGUAGCAUAAAAAGUAACUUGAACGAAAAUCCAUGUCUAGUUGAGGGAGGAAUGGAACCCUAAACUCUCAUCUAACAAAGGCACUUUGGUAAGAGCAGAUCAGGUAACAAACUGAACCUGUAAUCAGCUGACUUUACAGUAUGCUGUGCUUGUGUGAUUUUAUUUAUUUGUUUAUUUACUACUAAGAAUUUAUUUUCUAAUUUGUGUCUGAAAGAAAUCACAGGUCAUAAUGGUACAGCUUUGGUCUGUAGAACUCUGUAAAAAUCUAAGAACCUGGAGUUCAUAGAGUGCCUGUUAAAAGAAAAGCCAAGAUAAAUCUUGCCAUUGUGCAUUACCGAGUUCUGCCUUGGUCUAUAAGAACAAAGAUAUUCUGUAUAAUUACUUCUCUGGUUGUUUACGUCUCAUACUGUUAAUUGUUGACCUGAUCCAAAUCCUCUGAAGUAAAAGGUAAGACCUCUGUGUACUUCAGUGAGCAUUCAGUCAGGUUUUACACCAUUUUUCACUGCCUUGGAGUACUUACAGAAAUAUACCAUGCUUAAUCAUGUUUACCAGAAUUAAAAGUGAAAUGAUUUUGUUUAUCUAAUUUUACAAAACUUAGUUUCUGCAGUAGUCCAAAAGCAAUUACAUUCCUCCUUGUUACAACAGCUAAAUAUGGGGAAGACAUAAGGAGGAUUUUAAAGUUUCUUUGAUCACUGAUUAAUUGCCUUCAUUUGCCAUGCCACAUAUAAUGUUUUGGAAAAGUAAACAUUACAGAAGACAGCAGCAUGUCUUUUACUGAGGAUCUACACUCCCUUUUUUCUCAUUUUUGACUUUGUCAAUAUUAACACCUGCAGUCUGUUCAAAAUUUAGUUGAUGGAUUGCUGAUCAUUAAGUUUAUACUGUGCUCAUAUGUGUUUAUUAACAUGCACCUGGAGUCUUCCUCCCUGAUGACAAUGGUCACCAGUUCUCCAUGGUGCAUUCAGUUCUGUCAAUUAUCGGAGGUGGGGUGGUGGGUUUGUUUGGUUAGUGUUGUUGUGUUGUUUUUUUUUUCCAAAAUUAUCAUCUAACUGGGUAGGAGUUGGUCUGAGAUGAGGAAUGUAGUGCAAAAAAACUACCAAAAGUAUUCAUGAGCUGUCACUUAAUUUCUUAUCCAGAACUAUCAGACAUUGCAUGGGCAGAAAGUGUGGAUAUGUCAUUAUGUGCGUGGAAAGUCAUCGUUACUGAUACGGUCAUUCUACCAAAUCAAGACAUUUGUUAACUGUGAGAAUUUGUCUUUUCAUUAUGAAGUCAUUUCAGGAUGUCAGUCAUCCGUCUUACAUUCAGAUUUCCACUUCUGUUGACAAGAAAUGCGAUUUCAAAAGCAGAAACAUGGGAGGAAAUAGAAUUAGAGAUGGUAUAUUGGAUGAUGGCUUUGACACUUCAUGGAAAUACAGGGAAUACUGACCCCCCAAAAGCACUGCUGGGAAGAAUCCUCAGUUUGUAAUUAAGUCUUAGAAACUAUCUGUUGGUACUGGAUUGGCUCAAGCUUGUACAGGAGAAGAAAGGAGGAAAUAAUAUAGUGGUUUUCAGCUUGUGCUGGUCAUAGAGCUAUCCUGAACUACUUUAACUUUAUGGACAGUGUUGUAAAGACACAGAAAAUUCCCCUUUACAGUCCCUUCUGCCAAGUAUCAGAUGACUAAGCCAAAACUAAUCAUAAAAAUAAGAUGAGGCAAGAACAUGCUAGAAGUAGUAUUUCUGUCACUCAGGAGCCUUUAAGCCUUGUAAACAGUGAAGUACAGUCUACAUCAGCUCCUUUUGCUUAGGUGGCUGUGGCCCAAAUAUACCCUUACUGCAAUAAUUAGAUGAAACAUUUAGACUGCAUUACAUGAUUAUUUUACAGCCUAUCCUUUUAGGAAUAGAGACAAAAAAAAAUCUUAUGGAUAAUCAGAGCACCUCCUAAUUAAUUUGUAGUACUCCUUUCUUUUUAUUAGGACUGUUUAUUAUAGAUUAAACCCUACGACUUAGCCCAUUUCAUAAUUAAGUCCAUAACUUUCUAGAAUCUGACCUUACUAAAUUUCAACACAGUUUUUUCCACAUUGUUUUUUUUCUUUUCUUCUUCUUUUUAAUAAGUGACUUGUCUAACUCCCAGGUGGUGUUCCCUCUUCCAAGCUUAGCUUCACAGGCUAGUUUUCCUGUCAGGAACUGGGGGAAUAAGCGGUGUUUUUCCCAGACCAAACUAAAUAGUACAGUGCUAGCCUGGAACCUUUAAAGAAAGAAAGUGGGUCGGGAAAAGCAGCACGAUCAGAAUAUCUGCAUCUUUUUCUGCUGGAAUACUGUUUCUAGCUUGUGCCCCAAUACAAGAAAGACAUUGAGAAAUGAGAGUGAGUUCAGUGGAGGGACACCAAGAUGGCCAGGGACUAAGGCACAUGCCUCAAGAGCAGAGGCUGAAGGAACUGGGCUUAUUCACCUGGAGAAGAGGAGACCCAAGGGACCUAGUAGCAGCUUCCAAGACCUAUGAGGAGGUUGCCCAGGAGAUGGAGCCAAGUUCUUCACAGCAGCACAUGGUGGGAGCAUGAGAAGCAAUGGGCAGAAACUGAAAUAAAUUCAGACUGGGUAUAAGGAAAAACUUUUUUUUGCCAUGAGGACAUUUUAACAGUGAAGUAGGUUGCACAGAGAUGUUGUGCACUCUCCUUCCUUGGAAGUUUUCAAGACCAGCCUGGAUCAAGCCCUGAGCCACCUGCUCUGACCUCAUUGCUGACCCUGGUUUGAGCAGGAGGUUAGACUAGAUGAACUACUAAGGGAAGGAUAACAAAGACAUUAUGCUGUGAGGAAAAAAAAAGUACUUGAAAGCACUUUUUUGAUUGUUUCCCGCUACAGGUAAUGAUCUUUAAUCAUUUUCUAAUGAAUUAACUUCCUGCUUUCUUAAUCCACGAUGGAACAAUGUUCCUUCUGUUUGCAUCUAAAGUUAUCCUGAGUGUAUUACCCACUUUAGUAUUAAGCAAAAAUGUGAUUUUCAGUAUUUUAAAAGUGUGCCUAUGUGCUUCCAAAACAGAACAUAGCAAAAAUAGAUUUCAGGCUUUGGGGAUUUUGGUAGAGUUCCCAGUAGACUUAAUAAUAACCUUUUUGAGAGCUCAUUAAACGCUGAAGAAAGAUUCUCUGUUAGUAUUUCAUAAAAAGAAUGCAAUAUAUUUUGCAAUUGCAGCAUUAAAAACAUAUGAAGUCAUUCAUUUAGGAGAAAGUUAUGUGGAAAGGUAAGAAACAACCACAUUUCAGAACUCAGUGAUGGGACACUGGAUUGAGAGAACUCACUCAGUGCUCAGACUGACCUUAAACAUUAACUUGGUGUGAGUGGUGGGUAAGUUUUCAAGUCCUACUAAGCUGAAGAACAUGACCCACCUUCCAGGAUAACACAGAAUUAUAACUGUAGUUUUUUAUAGAGUGGCUAAAUCAACCUUCAAAACUAUAUCAUUCUCUGUUCAACUUCAGUUUUCUGAGCAGUUUCUCUGGAAGUGAAUUGUUUUCAUGAUAUUUCUAGUAUAUUCCCAUGAGAAAUAAUAGAGCAUUUGGCUGUAUUUCCCUUAUAUUGUGAGGGGACUGUGCAGUGAGAUCAAACUUAUGUGUAUUUUUUAAUGAUAUUUUCAUACCUUUGGAUGAAAAACAGCACAGAAAUGCAGAAUGUAGUUAUGCCACAAAAAAAGUAGUCCUCAUGAUUUCUUAGGCUGAAUUUUAGCUUGUGUUCCAUUCUGGUUUAGGUAUUUUUAGGUUUUUUUUUAAGGGUUGCUUCUAUACUUUUAUACUUCAAUAUUCUGUUCUUAAUUUCAGUGCAGAUAUUUAUGGAUUUUAUUUCUCGUAACCAGUAUUCAAAUCUUUUAUGGUCUGACCUUGACUAGAAGUUCCAUAUCGCUCUGAUAUCAAGCAGUUGUCUGUUACUUCAGACCACGCUAUUACUAAAUGAAAGCACACCUGCCGUUCUGUAGCCCACUGUUAAUUCUUGAGACAAAAACAAUCUUUUUGCACAUGGUAGUCUUAAUGUCACCUUUCUUUACACUACAGCUGUGACAAACGUGAACUGCAGGUCCCAAGUAGUCCUGUAGGUCUGUUUUUCUCAUCCACAAGCAAGCUUUUCCUUAUUCUCCAGACAGUGAAGUCUUCAAUAGUCUCAAAUGCAGUUAUGUCAUGGAGCGUAGGAUGUGCAACCCAGCGUGCACAGAGCCCAGCAAGCAGCCACACACAGGCUACUGGGCAACUGCCAGGUUUUGUUUUAACUUCUUGCUUUAAUCUGCUAGUAGCCAGCCUCUGCUGCUGCAGCUGGGGCUGAGGAUCCUGCGGGACUGAAUCACCCAGUCAGUACUUCUGAGAAGUCACUUCAGUUUAUGCCUGGGUGCACGUUGUCUCAAAAAUCCGAUUGUUGGUUGUCUGGUUGCUUUCUCCGUUCUUUACUUCCCCGUCAAUGUUCAUGACGUGCACAAAUGGAAAUUUUGAAAAAGACAGAUGAUGAAGGGAUUUUAUGUUAUUACUCCACUUCCGUAUUUGGCCCGACUCUUACAGCUUGCAGACAAGAAGGGAUGGAUUUACGGGCACAGCACUCUAACUUUAACACUGUCCCUCACUUUCAUUUUCACUCUCAGAUGUUCACACCGUGAAAUUUUCCACUCUGCCCUGUCAGCUGAUAUAUAAUUUUAGACUUCCUAGAUCAGGAUGUGGCAGAUGAAACAUCACACUUUUUACCCUAAAAUGCAUUUUAAUAAACUUUAAGCGUGCACAAAAUAAAAGGUGGGAGUCCAGACAGUAGAUUUGGGAUCAUACUCAAAUUUGCAUAUUUUAAAGUGCCGAUACCUGAGUCUGUGUUUUCAAUUUUGAUAGAAAGUUGCUAUCCCCACUUUAUAAGUACAUUCCAAAAUAAUGAAGAACCUAAUGAAGAUGCUACAGUUAAUGAUAAAUACAUUAAAAUCAUUUGAAAUGGCAUGGAUGGUCCUUAAAGAUGCAAUAAGCAAGCAAAACACUAAACCAAACAAAUGGGUUUGCAACAUUGCAAAUUUUAAGGCUGCAUUCAAAGCAAACAAAUUUUCUUUGGGAAGUGAAAAUCCAAACCAGUGGAACAGAAGAUGGUUAAUGAUAGUCACUAUGAGGAGAUAUUUGGGAGCCCAUUUUAAACAAUAGUUGUUAGCAGUAUUGAUCAUAUGUUUCAUUGUCAGAACCUGGUACUGUAAGGAAGCUUCCAAUAAAAACAGAUCAUUUAUUGCGGUUCCAAAGCACAAAGGCAGAAAAGGAUUGGAGAGAAACUUGAUUGUAUCACUGCAUAGAUCUUCAUCUGAAGACGUACAGUGUCUGAGAGCUAGCUGCCAUGGACCGGCUUUUUUGUGGUUGAGGGUGGGAUGUCAUAAAGAAAGAAAGUGUUCUAAGAAAACCUUUUACAUUUUUUCAGCUUCUAAAUUAAAUGCAGCAAACUGAGCAAUUUGAAGUCUCACAUCUUGAUAAAAAAUACCAGUUUCAUUUUCCAUGUCUCCAUUAGACAUUUAAAGAAGUAGCAAGUUAGAAAGUAGAAAAUUCUAGUCUAUAUUAUCGUGUUAUUGUCCGUGAUGUGCAUAUGCAGUUGUCGCUGUUUCUGUCUCCAUCCUGUAGUACAAGGGCAUUUGCACCAUACACCACCCAGAAGAGUGGUAAAGCCAGUGACUGAAACAGACCCAAGUGAGAUUAGCAAGCAGUGAAAAACAAGACAAAGAAAAGGUCACCUGUAACCUUUAAGAACUUCUCAGCCUACCAUUCCUAGAUUCUUCACGAUCCAUGUGUUGCAAGCUUCCUCUUCCAUUUCUGGUACAUUUGGCAUUCAGUGUAGGAAUUUUGGAACUUUUUUUUUUUAGGAAACAUUUUUGUAUGAGAAGUGCAAAGUUGCUAGUGAAGGGACUUGUAGACUCUGUCCCAAGGUGAUAUGGCACCCAGUCAACGACACAAAUCCACACUGUUGUCAUUAUUCAGGUAUUCAUUUACCUCUGAGUUGAAAAAGUAAAGCGAGGCUUUCCAGUGGCUCGGUGUCCCGUUGUGUCAGAAAUGAUACUGCACAACCAAAGAGAAUAUUCUUGUCUUCAGAUAACUUCUCGUGUAUGUAAUACAUAGUGAGGAGUUGCCAGGGAAGUGAUGUCUUUCCUACAGUUAAGUGAUGAUAACGAGAUGGAAAAUGUGAAUGAAGAGUCAUAGCUAAUAGAUAAAACAGAACUUCAGACCAGAAAAAGAACAGAAAGUGAAUGAAUGUUCAUUAGCCAAAUGAGCUAAAUUGUUUGUACCAUGAAGUAGUCAAGUGUGUAAUGAGCGUUUUACUGAAGAGCAUGAGUCCAUUUUCUUAAUGUAAACGGUCUUUGAUGAUGAUCUUUGAUGAUGAUUUUUAUCUAAUCAUCUUAAUCUUUGGUAUCUUAUCUCAGUAACUAGGCAGCUUUUUUUUUUGCCUUUUUUUUUCACUGUGAGUUUUGCCUCUCAUACUGACCUGUAUGUGUUUUCUGGUGGUUCAGAAAUACCUUGGUUACAGGUAUCCUGCUGACAGGGCAGGGAGAUGGACCAGGUGUCAUGUGGGGGUCCUUUGCAACCCUUUUCUAACACUUCCGUGUUACCGGUGCUCUAAGCACCAGUUGCCUGGUCAGCAAGGGGGCAAAAGGGGUGAAGCAGGAAGCAAAGUGCAUGUUUCCUCAGGAAAAGGAAAAGCAUAAGGGACAGAGCCAGCAGUUUGUAAAUGCAAAUAGAGAACUUCCACCCUGUCAGAGGUGGAGCAUUUGAAAUCAGAUCUCCUGAAGUGACAGGUGGCUGCAGUGUUACGUGUCUCGUUUGUGAUGUGGUCCAGAACAUUUCUGGAAGACCAUCACAGGACGUCUUGGAUUAGAUAGGUAAAGAACAUUAGAAGAAAAUCCCUAGUGAUUUAGGAUGAGUUGGGACAACUGAAAAUCUUUUCUGUGGGGUUACAUGAAGUUAGGAAAAUAAGCUUUUGUUAUCAUCAGCGUCCCCUCAGUGUAAUAGUUCAUUUAGGGCACAAGUUUGCAGGAUCUCGGAGGAGCAACCUUACAAGCAUAGCGCCUUACAGCUUCUUGAGCUCAUGCAGAAUAUUGCAAUCAGACAAAGAAUGUGACUUGAUUUUGAAUGAAACUGAAGAAAGCCUGUUGUUGAGGCUACAAACCAUAGUUUUGUUUGUGUUUGAAGAAACAAAACCAAAUUUGAUUAAAAAUUGCUGCAUGCUUCGAAUGCCAUUGAAUAGGUCAAACAUUCUGCUCUGGAAGGAUACCUCUUUUGUCAAAGGUAAUGCAAGAAAAGCAACUAGAUCUUGCGUUUUGAUAUGGCAGAGGCAGAAGUGGCUUGGGUAGGAAAAGGAAUCAGUGCGGAACAGGUUUUCUAAAGGAGGAACUCUCCAUGCAGAGUAGGAUAUUUGUGGAAGGAGUGCACGGUGAGCUUGUUUAGCUAAUCUCUAACUCCACCUAAGAAAUGAGUGGUGCUGUCUUGUUCUUAUAAUAGUGUUUUGUCAUUGAUUUGGGUGAGUAAAAGAGCAGAUCCUUUUUGAAAAACUGGAGUGAUUAAGCAGUUUGCUGAAUGGCUAUAUCUCUGCCAAUCCUAUAAACAGUGCUUAUGGGGAAAGAAGAUGUUUCUCCUCUUCUGGUCAUUCCAAAUCUGAUCUUUCCUACCUAAUCCCUAUGUAGCCUUUCCUUGUUCUCAGCAGUCUCAAAGCAAGAAGUGGGGAUGGUGAGUAAUAAAAGCUUAGAAAUAAUUGAGCAUCACUGAAUUCAUUUAAAACCCUACUAAGAUCUGCCCUUUUUUUAAAGUACUAUAUUAAGAUUCCUUGUGAUCUAUAGAAAAGUGAGGUCAGAUUUUAGAAGAAGGGGAAGGAUUGAAACAAUUUUUAAACAUUGACAAAACAGCAAAUGCCAAGAUGGGUGUAACCUUGUUUUUUGAUUUCUCAAGUUUCCUUCAGUUCAGAAACUUUCAAUUUGACUAGUGAGAUGCAGUUAAUAAAAACAAAACAAAACAAUCAAACAAAAAAACUGUUAAAAAUGUAUGGAAUAUUGAUGAGCAGUGAGUGCAAAGAGGCACAAGCAUGAUACAGUCAAGCAGAUGAAUGCUCAAACUGCAGCAAACCCAGGACCAUUUUGCAAGAGAUUCUUCUCUAGCAGUCCUGGCUGUGAUAUAUAUACAGGUGUAUUCACACACGAACACAUGUACUCAUAACACUACGUCUAAGAGUGCUUUACACAAGCACAUAAUGUUCAUUUUUAAAUAGACAAACUGAGAUACAGAAAAAAAAUGUCUUGCCUAAGCUUGUCCAGUAGAAAAGUGACAAAUGAAAGAGAACCUGGGAUUCUUUGUUUCUCUUAUAGCCCUGUGCAGAUCUACAGAUCCUUGAUUAGCACUUGUAAAUCUUUCUCUCUUUGUCAAUGUAAUUUGAAAACAGAUCUAAAAUAUUUCUUCAACAUAGUGUUAUUCGGUCAUACAUAAUGCUCACAAACAAACAGCUCAGGCUAAAAUCCUUGAGACCAUACUGGCACACCACAGUAUUUCUGAGCCUGCAGUUGCCUGGGAGCACUUUGUUCUGCAUGCCACUGUUGGCUCCUGGAUUGCUUGUGGCCUCAAGGAGAAACAAGUAGACCUCAAGUAGAAACAUAACUUUGUGCUAUAUUUAGAUCCACAUUUUGUCUUAAAUUUAAAAUCAGCUCAAUAGUCCCAUCUUCAUCAUUUAUUUGUCCUUCUGGCAUUUACACAUAAAUUAUGUGAAUAGUUUAUACUUUCAGGGAGUUGCAGUUUCCUUCCAGUUUGUCUAAUAUGUUGGAAAAGCACAAAAGAGCAAACCUCACAGGCAGCAAUAGCUCGAAUAGGGUUUGAAGAGGAAGCAAUUCUACAAAUACUAUACUGAGAAGGGUUCUUUAAAAUGGUAUCAAAAAUUAGGAAAUAAUACAUUACUAAGUGUAAAUUCAUGUUAAAAUACUUGUGUUUAGUUAUAAGCACCUGUUUAAAUGAUUUACUGAUACAUUCCAUAGAGCUCUCUGAUUCUGUCCAAUUCCUAUAAACUUCUUUAUGAAAGUCACAGACUUAGGCUUUCUACAGCCCCUGGCUGAGUGUAGAACGGCCAACCACUGAUCUGAUCAGUAAGAGUUCCUUCAGGAUUCUUUUUUUGCAUUUUAACAUUGCCUGCAAGAUUGCAAAAACUGCUCACUGUGAUCUAUUGCCCUUAUCACUGAGCAUUUGCAGGAAUAAAAACUGCAGCACCCUGUACAGGAAGGAAGGGAUGCUUGUAACAUCAGGAAUUAGUCACAGCUCUGCCUCCACGCACUGCAGGUUAUGUAAUGCAGUAGCAGGACAUCAGCUACACACCCUCCCAUGCUGAAAGAAAAAGUGGGGACCUUUAGGGAUUCCCCUUUUGUCCACUGUCCAUGUGUAGUCUUACUCUGCUAUUUUGCAUACAUAGCCCUGGAGUAUAAAAUGCUUGUGCCUCACAGGAGGGGUGCAGAGCAGGAGAGAUUAAAGGGAAGCAACUUCCGUAGAGAAGACCAUCUCCUUGCAGAUUUGGAAAAACCUCUCACAAAAACACGGAGCAAAGUGUUGGAAUCAGUUUUCCUCUCAUUUCCAAGCUAUCCUGCUGUUCUGAAAACUUUAUCCCCCUUCCAGCUGUCUUUAAAGUGUUCCAGCAUCACUCAAAACAAGAUUUCAGCCCUGUGAAGUACAAUUAUAAAUAAAGUAUACAAAAUGCUGUGCCCAUGGCAGUUUGCAUUCAAACCUCAUGCUGCUAAGAACCAGUCCUCCAAAGAGAAGGAUAUCAAUAAUAACGUGGAGAAAGAUAUGAAGAUCCAUGGCUUAGUGAAAGAUGAUGCCAAAUUGCAUGAUCUAAUCAAGAAGCAGAAAGAGAAGCCGCCUAUCGUAACUUCAGCAGAGAAACCCCCAGAAAAUGGUAUCAAAGCUUCAAACCAAAUAUCAAGAUGUCCAAGACAUCUCAAAGUAAGAAACUUGGAAAAUGGAUCCAGCUUUCUUGACACACUACACCUGACAGCAAAGGAGGUUAUCAAUUGCCGCACCAAAGCAUGCCAAGGGGCACUCAUGACCCCAAAGGGCUUGGUGAGGGGCACUAGAGAUGGGCCAGUUCCUCUGGCAGAGCUUUUACCUCAGGCAGUAGACUUUGUCAAGCAGUACUACACUUCAUUUAAAGAGUCAAAAAUAGAAGAACACCUGGCCCGACUGGAAGCAGUGACCAAAGAAAUAGAAACAACAGGAACCUACCAUCUGACACAGGAUGAACUGAUCUUUGCUGCCAAACAGGCCUGGAGGAAUGCUCCGAGAUGUAUUGGGAGAAUCCAGUGGUCCAAUCUACAGGUAUUUGAUGCACGUGACUGUAAAACAGCCAAGGAAAUGUUUGAGCAUAUCUGUCGUCAUGUUCAGUAUGCAACAAACAAUGGAAACAUAAGGUCAGCCAUCACUAUCUUCCCACAGAGGACUGAUGGGAAACAUGAUUUCCGUGUUUGGAACAGCCAGCUGAUCCGAUAUGCUGGAUAUCAAAUGCCAGAUGGGUCUAUCCUGGGAGACCCUGCAAGUGUGGAGUUCACAAAGUUGUGCAUUGAGCUUGGGUGGAAGCCGAAAUAUGGCCGCUUUGAUGUAGUUCCACUCAUUCUCCAAGCGAACGGCCAAGAUCCAGAAAUAUUUGAAUUUCCUCCAGAAAUUAUCCUUGAAGUGCCAAUGGAGCAUCCAAAGUAUGAGUGGUUUAAGGAGUUAGAUCUGAAGUGGUACGCGCUGCCUGCUGUUGCCAACAUGCUCCUUGAGGUGGGAGGCCUGGAAUUUACUGCAUGUCCUUUCAAUGGCUGGUACAUGGGGACAGAGAUAGGAGUGCGAGACUUCUGUGAUGUGCAGCGGUACAAUAUCCUGAAGGAGGUAGGAAGAAGAAUGGGACUGGAAACAAACAAACUUUCAUCACUAUGGAAAGACCGAGCUGUUGUAGAGAUAAAUGUGGCUGUGCUUUAUAGCUUCCAAAAACAAAACGUUACUAUCAUGGAUCACCACUCAGCUGCUGAAUCCUUCAUGAAAUAUAUGCAGAAUGAGUACCGUGUGCGAGGAGGCUGCCCAGCUGACUGGGUGUGGAUUGUACCUCCUAUGUCAGGGAGCAUAACUCCCGUGUUCCACCAGGAGAUGUUGAACUACGUCCUCACUCCCUUCUUUUACUACCAGGUGGAUGCAUGGAAAACACACAUCUGGCAUGAUGAGUCCCGGAGGCCAAAGAAAAGAGAAAUAAAAUUGAGUGUCUUGGCAAAGGCUGUACUCUUUGCAUCUUCACUCAUGCAAAAAGCAAUGGCAAUGAGGUCCAAGGUCACUGUGAUCUAUGCAACAGAGACUGGGAAAUCUGAAACACUAGCCAACGAUCUGUGCAGUUUGUUCAGCUGUGCCUUUAACACUAAGAUUCUGUGCAUGGAUGAAUACAACAUCAGUGACCUGGAAAAAGAAACGCUUCUUUUAGUGGUUACUAGUACUUUUGGAAAUGGAGAUUCUCCAAAUAAUGGAAAGACAUUGAAGAACUCCUUGCUCACCCUGAAAUUGCUGAGAAAGAAAAUUAGAUAUGCCGUGUUUGGUUUGGGAUCUACCAUGUAUCCUGAAUUCUGUGCCUUUGCUCAUGCCAUUGACCGAAAACUGGCCCAGCUAGGGGCUUCACAGCUCACUCCAAUAGGUGAAGGAGAUGAACUCAAUGGGCAAGAAGAAGCCUUUCGCACAUGGGCAGUCAGUGCAUUCAAGACUGCCUGUGACAUUUUUAACAUCCGUGGGAAAAACAGUAUUCAGUUGCCUAAGAUGUAUACCUCAGAUGAAAUCUGGAAUCCUAAGAAAUACAGGAUACUGCAUGACUCUCAAACCAUGGACUUGGCUAAAGCACUUACAGACAUUCAUGGAAAGGAUAUAAUUCCCAUGAAGCUGAAAUUCAGACAGAAUCUUCAGAGUUUAAAAUCUAGUCGUGUUACCAUUCUAGUUAAGCUUUCCUGUGAGACUAAUCAGGAAGUGCGCUACCUGCCCGGAGAACAUAUUGGGAUUUUCCCAGGCAACCAGCCAGAAUUAGUCCGUGGCCUCAUUGCACAUGUUAAGGAUGCCCCUCCAGCUGAUCAGACUAUCAGACUUGAAACCUGCACUGAAGGUGGCUACUGGACAAGUGACAAAAAGAUUCCAGCCUGCACACUCUCCCAAGCUUUGACAUAUUUGCUUGAUAUCACUACUCCACCCUCCCAACAACUGCUAAGAAAGAUUUCCCAGCUCGUAACAGCAGAAGGAGACAAACAGAGACUGGAAGUUCUAUGUCAUAACACAGAAGAAUACAAUAAAUGGAAGUUUUACAACAGCCCAAACAUCCUGGAGGUCCUGGAAGAGUUUCCUUCUGCUGAAGUCUCAACAGCUUUCUUGUUGACUCAGCUGCCAUUUCUGAAACCCAGGUACUAUUCCGUCAGUUCUUCCUGUGACAUGACACCCAGAGAGAUUCAUCUGACAGUUGCAGUAGUCAAUUACAGGACAAGAGAUGGACAAGGGCCUUUGCAUCAUGGAGUUUGCAGCACAUGGCUGAAUAAAAUAAGUCUCAAUGAAGUAGUGCCAUGUUUUGUGCGCAGUGGCAAUGGAUUCCAGCUCCCAAAGGAGCCAACCAAGCCCUGCAUUCUGAUCGGCCCAGGAACAGGAAUUGCUCCAUUCAGAAGUUUCUGGCAGCAACGUCUCUAUGACUUGGAAAAGAAAGGGAUCAAAGGUGGUGACAUGACAUUAUUGUUUGGCUGCCGGCAGCCAGACAUGGAUCAUAUCUACAGAGAAGAAAUAGAAGAAAUGAAGAGGAAAGGAGUUCUGACAGAAGUUUUUACAGCUUACUCCAGGCAACCUGGCCAAGCUAAAGUCUAUGUUCAAGACAUUCUCCAAAACAAGUUGGAAGCCAAAGUGUACAAUCUCUUGCAUAAAGAGGGUGGACAUCUGUAUGUCUGUGGAGAUGUACGCAUGGCCAGGGAUGUUGCUCAGACUUUGAAGGGGAUACUUGUAAAAAAACUGAACCUCACGGAGCAGCAGGCAGAAGAGUAUUUCUUCGAGCUAAAGAGCCAAAAACGUUACCAUGAAGAUAUAUUUGGGGCUGUGUUCCCACAUGAAGUCAAAAGAGAUGUAAGAGCUUUGCAACCCAUCAGUCCAAGCACGAAUCAACAGACAUUUUAAACCAUAUUUGCACAUUUGAUGUUAUUUUCAAAGAUCAAGGGGUCAAAUUCUCUUCCUUAUUCAUGUCAAAAAACACACAUAUCUGAUUGUAGGAUUUGACUUCUAAAUCUUAGCCUUAAGUAAGAAAAAUAUGAAAUAUAACUUUUUUUGGUAUUUAUUCUGGGACUUCUUUUAAUUAUCUGAAUAGUGAAGAUGCAAAUUAUUUUUUUAAUUCUGUCUAGGCUAGUACACAUCUACUGUCUUUUGUAAAUACAAAAAAAUAUAAAAUCUGCUCAUGAGGAAAAUUUAGUUUUUUACUAUGAACUAGAAGUAAUGUUUUUUUUGUUUGUUUUUUUUUAAUGGACUAUUUAUCUGUGUGGAUUUAUUUAUAUCGUUUUACUGUUUUAUGUUCACUUUAAAGCAAGAAAAUGAACAGUUGUGUCACUUGGAAAUAUCUAGUGACACCUCUUGUUGAAUCUGAAGCAGUACUUGCAAAUGUGGCAAUAAUAUCAUGGCUUAUAAGUGGAAAUAUCUUCUGCAUACACUUCAGAUGUAUACACAUGAAGAGGCACCAGUUUUGAUUUCUGCUUUAUGUGAUUCAGAUGUAUCAACUUGAAUUGUCAUUGUUACAGGGCCUGUGGCAGUGAGAUUCAGAAAAUUCAAAAGCACUUUGUACAUUUGAAUUCUAUGCUCUGACUUACUUGAUUUGUUUGCAAUAAAAGAUACCUUUAUGUUGAGACAAACAAGUUGGUGUAGUUUAAAUGUACUUCUUUGUGCUAUUGCCUUCAGCCUGAAAAAGUGGAUGUAGGUAAGUUCUUGGGUUCCAUUAGAGUGGGUUUGAGCUCCAGCCAGCACUCCCUCCAUAUGCACAGAGCCUGUCU
Messenger RNA from Cygnus olor (mute swan), 16125 nucleotides. RefSeq names its product nitric oxide synthase 2 (gene NOS2). Gene Ontology annotation, molecular function: heme binding; calmodulin binding; nitric-oxide synthase activity. The record is from RefSeq and is a predicted model, not a curated record. The transcript has 29 exons. Lineage: Eukaryota; Metazoa; Chordata; Aves; Anseriformes; Anatidae. The coding region runs from base 11807 to 15265 and encodes 1152 amino acids. Gene Ontology annotation, biological process: nitric oxide biosynthetic process.